Molecule: messenger RNA, 2316 nt
Organism: Zygotorulaspora mrakii
Lineage: Eukaryota; Fungi; Ascomycota; Saccharomycetes; Saccharomycetales; Saccharomycetaceae
Gene: HCA4
Product: RNA-dependent ATPase HCA4
Exons: 1
Coding region: 1-2316 (771 amino acids)
Biological process (GO): rRNA processing
Cellular component (GO): nucleus
Molecular function (GO): RNA helicase activity; nucleic acid binding; ATP binding
Source: RefSeq, a predicted model, not a curated record
AUGGCGAAAGGACAUAGAUCUACCACUUCUCAACGUAAGGAGUCUCGUAAGAACGAGAUCCAAUACAUCAAAGAACUAGAGACUCGAACCCAAGAGUUCGAUCUUAAGAAUAAUAAGACUAAUUUUUUCAGAGAUCUACCAAUCAGUAAUGCUACCCUUAAAGGGUUACAGGAGGCUUCUUUCAUAAAACUAACUGAAAUUCAAAAAGACUCCAUCCCAGUCUCUUUGAAAGGCGAUGACGUCCUUGGGGCAGCUAAAACAGGCUCAGGUAAGACGCUGGCUUUUCUGGUACCAAUACUAGAAAAGCUUUAUCGUGAAAGGUGGACCGAGUUUGAUGGAUUGGGUGCUCUGGUCAUUUCACCGACACGAGAAUUGGCAAUGCAAAUAUAUGAAGUGUUAACGAAGAUCGGUGCACAUACAACGUUUUCCGCAGGUUUAGUGAUUGGUGGUAAAGAUGUCAAGUUUGAACUGGAAAGAAUUUCAAGGAUAAAUAUACUUAUUGGCACUCCUGGUAGAAUAUUACAGCAUAUGGACCAAGCUGUAGGGCUAAACACCAAUAAUUUACAAAUGCUUGUAUUGGACGAAGCGGACAGAUGCCUUGAUAUGGGGUUCAAGAAAACUUUGGAUGCUAUUGUAGGUAAUUUACCGCCCUCAAGGCAAACAUUACUGUUUUCUGCAACACAGUCGCAGUCUUUGGCUGAUUUAGCUAGAUUAUCCUUAACGAACUAUAAAACUGUGGGCAAUUCUGAGGCCAAAAAUGGAACUAAUGGUCUGGAAAACGAAAUAAGCACUCCAGAAACAUUGCAACAAUGUUAUAUCGAAGUGGAACUCGCAGAAAAACUCGAUACCCUGUUCAGCUUUAUUAAGACCCAUUUGAAAAAUAAAAUGAUCGUUUUCCUCUCCAGCUCAAAGCAGGUUCAUUUCGUUUACGAAACUUUCAGAAAACUGCAACCCGGUAUUUCGUUAAUGCAUUUACAUGGUAGACAGAAGCAAAAAGCAAGAACAGAAACCUUAGAUAAGUUUAGUCGUGCACAACAAGUCUGUCUUAUCGCAACUGAUGUUGUUGCUAGGGGUAUAGAUUUCCCAGCGGUUGAUUGGGUUAUUCAGGUUGACUGUCCCGAAGACGUUGAUACAUACAUUCACAGGGUUGGAAGAUGUGCUCGUUAUGGAAAGGAAGGAAAAUCUCUAAUCAUGCUCACAACUCAAGAACAAGAGGGGUUUUUGAAGAGAUUAAAAUCAAAAAAUAUUGAACCUAAUAAAUUGACAAUAAAGCAAUCGAAAAAGAAAUCAAUUAGACAACAAUUACAAUCGUUACUAUUUCAAGAUCCUGAAUUGAAAUACUUGGGCCAAAAGGCUUUCAUUUCCUAUAUAAGGUCUAUUUAUAUUCAAAAGGACAAGGAAGUUUUUAAAUUUGAUGAAAUUCCAACGGAAGAGUUUGCUAAUUCGUUAGGAUUACCAGGUGCACCCAAGAUCAAGAUAAAAGGUAUGAAAGCCAUUGAGCGUGCAAAGACAUUAAAAAAUUCAUCUAGACAAUUGUUGUCGUUAUCGAAAGUUGAAGAUGAUGGUGAAACGUUAAAAGAGGAGCCAAAAAAAGUAAGAACGAAGUACGACAAGAUGUUUGAGCGUAAGAAUCAAACAAUUUUGAGUGAACACUACAUGACUGUUACAAAAGCUGCAGCAGACGAGAAUGAAGAUGAAGAUUUCAUGGUCAUAAAACGUCAUGGACAUCAAUUAGAUGAGAAAGACCUGCCCGAACUAAUAGCCCCCACUUCAAGGAGGGCGCAGAGAAAGGCCUUAUCAAAGAAGGCUUCCUUAUCGUCAAAGAACAAUCCUUCCAAAAUGGUCUUUGACGAUGACGGGAAUGCACACCCAAUAUACGAACUUGAAGAUGAGGAAGACUUUGAGAAAAGGGGGAGUGCACAACGCCAGAAGAAGGAAUUCUUGAGCAAGGAAUCGGCUACAAUGGCUGAAGUCGAUACUGAAGAUAAAAAUCUUGCGAAACAAAAAAAGCAAGAAAAGAAGAGGAGACAAUUAGAACUCAUGAGGAGAGAAAUGGAAGCCAGCAUGGCCGAAGAACACAGUGAAGACGACAAUAUAGGCGAACCUGUGGCAUACGUGGGUACAGGCCAUUUGAGUGACGACAUGGAUGAAGAUAACUACGAGUCAGAUAACGACCCUCAUCCCCGCAAAAGACAAAGAGUCGACUACAAGCACGACUCUGAAUCACACACUGAUACCAACGAUAUAAUAGAGGUGGAAGAACCUCAAACGUUAGAGGAUCUGGAAUCAUUGACAUCGAGAUUGAUCUCAAAUUGA